AUGGAAGACACGAUAGUCACAUAUGAAAAGGAGUCCACGGUACAGAUAUACUCUGAGAAUCAGCAAAGUCAAUGGGGAGAUAGCGUGAAUAAGGAAUCAGUGAUCGAGGUACUAGAUCGGGUCAACCUAAAUACUCGGUCAAACUCUUUGGAAGAACUGAGAAUCAUUUGGAUGGGGUGGUCACCUCAGCGCCGAUUGAAAUUUUCACAAUUAUAUGGGCAUAUUGGGUUCCUACUUCAUGUGUCCGUAAAUCUCCAUGUGAUCGAGGUGCUAGUGGAAUUCUGGAAUCCUUCGUAUUGUUGCUUCACUAUGGAUGGAAUAGACAUGGCACCAACUAUUGAGGAAUAUACCUCUUUGCUGCAUUUAGCUAAGUUAACGACGCCCUACAAAACUUACGUGCAUGAUCCUAGAGCAUCUUUUGUAAAAGAAUUGCAUGACGUCAUCGGGGUUAAAAUUCAGAAGACAGAAGAUACAAAAAUCACCUGGCCAUGCUUGAAGCGACUGUUAGAAAAGGAAGAUGGGGAAGAGGCUCAGAUGCAUAUGUUAGCCCUAGCUAUUUAUGGAUUAAUCAUAUUUCCAAAGGAGGUAGGGGCUAUCGAUCAUAAUACUAUUUCUUUUGUAGCACAGGUAAAAGAAGGAAUCAACCCAAUCCCUGGAAUCCUAGCCGAGACUUUUCGAUCUCUCCAUGAGUGUCAGGUCAAAAGACGUACAAGAAUGAGAUGUUGUGUGCCCCUGCUGUGUGGAAAUCUCCCAUGGGUGCCUCUGCUUGGCCCUUGGGGAGGGAUAGCGUAUGCGCCCCUUAUGCUUAGAAGGCAAAUAGGGGCAACCCAGUUUAUACCCAUGACACACGGACUGGCCAAUUCUCGAUUCUCGAACGAAACAGGUGAUGAUCAAAGACAAGUCCGAGAAUUUACAGUGGCAUGGAGACAUGUGUACUUAAUAGAAUCAGGCCAUCAAGGUUCAAGUACCCAAAGAAACUAUGAACUAUGGUUGGCUAACAGAGUGAAUUCACAGGUCAAACAAAUGGUGAGGGAUCCUGUAGCCCAAACAAAGGCACCAGCAGAAGACAUACAGGGAAAUUUUCAAGAAGGGCUACGCUUAGCAGAAGAAAAAGACAUGUGGGUAGUAAUGAAGGAUCAACAAGAAAGGCAAAAAGAAGAGAAGUUGGUUACAUUCUAUCGUCAAAAAAUCAAGCGACAGAAAGCUUAG
Messenger RNA from Malania oleifera, 1209 nucleotides. RefSeq lists its product as uncharacterized. The coding region runs from base 1 to 1209 and encodes 402 amino acids. Lineage: Eukaryota; Viridiplantae; Streptophyta; Magnoliopsida; Santalales; Ximeniaceae. The record is from RefSeq and is a predicted model, not a curated record. The transcript is spliced from 2 exons.